This is a messenger RNA of Eublepharis macularius, 1482 nucleotides long. Its product is annotated as olfactory receptor 2Z1-like. Gene Ontology annotation, molecular function: G protein-coupled receptor activity; olfactory receptor activity. Gene Ontology annotation, cellular component: membrane. Gene Ontology annotation, biological process: G protein-coupled receptor signaling pathway. The record is from RefSeq and is a predicted model, not a curated record. Bases 1 to 1482 code for a protein of 493 amino acids. The transcript is spliced from 4 exons. NCBI's taxonomy places the organism in Eukaryota, Metazoa, Chordata, Lepidosauria, Squamata, Eublepharidae.
AUGGCCCUUCAGGGACAGCUCAGCCCUGGACCCGCCAACCGGCCACAUCCACUACCUGGCCGCGUCCACUGCCUGGCCAAGAUGGACCCAUGCCACCCUGGCCCCGCCAGCCAGCCGCUUCACAAGGUGACAUUAUUGGAUUGGCUGCGGGCUUGCUCCUAUGCUUUACUGGAGACAAUUUUGGUCCCUAAUGAGCUAGAAUUAGCCCUGUGCAAAGUGCCAAUGACACUAUCCAGCAGCUCCUCAAGCAAACAACCUGCUCCUUCAGGGGUAGUGAAGAUUGCCAACCCCAUUCCAGUGAAUGCUGAUAUGUUUGGAAGAACAGAGCCUGAGGAGUUGAGUGUUGUGAAUGCUGUGACAUCAUUGCCACUCUGCGGUGCUCUAGGAAAUCCCCCAAAUCUCCAUGGCAACUGUCCAGUACUUCCACAGAUCCACCCAGCUCUCAGCACUCCAAAUCCCUACAUGAUUUCUUCUAGUGGUUUCCUGUACAUGUUAACUAGCACUGGGGACAAGAUGGAUCCCUAUCCAAGCAAGACAAUUGAAGAGGAAUUGAAAAAGAACAAUUCAUCGUCAUGGACAGAAUUUAUUCUUGUGGGGUUUUUAAGCAAGACAAAAUCACCCACCGUAAUUGUGUCUCUGCUCGUCCUUAUCUUCCUUAUGGUGCUCUCAGAAAACAGCCUCCUUCUCUAUCUGAUCCAAGUGGACUCUGGCCUUCGAUCUCCAAUGUAUUUUUUUCUUAGUCAGUUGUCCUUCAUGGACAUCUGUCAAACUCUCUCCAUUGGCCCCAAAAUGACUAUCGAUUUUUUAAUGAAGAAGAACGUUAUUUCUUUGAAUGGAUGUUCAGCCCAGAUAUUUUUCACACUGAUAAUGGGUGAGGCAGAAUGCCUCCUCCUUGCUGUAAUGUCGUAUGAUAGGUAUGUGGCUAUAUGCAAGCCUUUGCAGUAUCCAGUGCUGAUGAGGAAGAAUAUCUGUGUCAUCUUGACAGUUGGGGUUUGGUUUGGUGCCUUUCUGCAUGCCUUGGUCCCCAGUGUUUAUGUGCUGCCACUGUACUAUUGUGGCUCAAAUGUGAUUCACCAUAUCUACUGCGACCUCCCUUCAAUGCUGAAGUUGUCUUGUUCUGAUACAUCUCACUUUGAAAAGACUUUGAUCUUUAGUGGCAUUACAUUGCUGAUCAUCCCGUCAUCUUUUAUCUUAUUCUCCUAUGCUUGCAUUCUUGCAACAGUUCUAAGUGUACGUUCAGCUGAUAGGAGUCACAAAGCACUUGGCACUUGCUUGUCUCACUUGAGUGUGGUGGGACUCUUCUAUGGGGCAGCCAUGUUCAAGUACUUGAGACCCAGAUCGUUCCAAACACCAUACCAAGAUGAUAUGGUUUCAGUGUUUUGUGCUAUCGUUACUCCAACACUGAACCCACUCCUCUACAGCUUGAGGAAUCGGGAUGUGUUAACAGCACUAAAGAAACUGUUCAGAAAAAACACCUCAUAA